AUGGCGUCGCAAACUCCGCUUGAAGACUCGAUCAGGCAAAAAAUCACCACCUCUCUCAAGCCCACCACCCUCGACAUCCACAACGACUCCCACCUCCAUGCGCACCACGAGCCGAUGCAGGGCGUCACGUCCAAGGAGACGCACUUCAGAGUCAUCAUCACAUCCGAGGCUUUCCAGUCGAAAAUGCAAGCAGCGAGACACCGGCUCGUCUACUCCCUUUUGAAGGACGAGCUGGCCCAAGAGGGCGGGAUCCAUGCACUCCAACUACGUACAAUGACCCCGGAGGAGGAGGCCAAGCGGCGAGCUCAAGAAGCCGAAGCGGAAUGA
Molecule: messenger RNA, 327 nt
Organism: Chaetomium fimeti
Lineage: Eukaryota; Fungi; Ascomycota; Sordariomycetes; Sordariales; Chaetomiaceae
Product: bola-like protein-domain-containing protein
Exons: 2
Coding region: 1-327 (108 amino acids)
Biological process (GO): [4Fe-4S] cluster assembly
Cellular component (GO): mitochondrial matrix
Source: RefSeq, a predicted model, not a curated record